Emericellopsis cladophorae is the source of this 2397-nucleotide messenger RNA. Its product is annotated as putative acyltransferase -like protein. The transcript has a single exon. Gene Ontology annotation, biological process: phospholipid biosynthetic process. The coding region runs from base 1 to 2397 and encodes 798 amino acids. The record is from RefSeq and is a predicted model, not a curated record. Lineage: Eukaryota; Fungi; Ascomycota; Sordariomycetes; Hypocreales; Bionectriaceae. Gene Ontology annotation, molecular function: glycerone-phosphate O-acyltransferase activity; glycerol-3-phosphate O-acyltransferase activity. Gene Ontology annotation, cellular component: endoplasmic reticulum membrane.
AUGGCGGCGUCUCAGCCUGAGCAGCAGCCAGCGCAGGCGGACGCACACGACAGAGGCGCGCUGGCCACUACCCCGCACCGCAAUGACAACACCGCGACCACCAAGCCCAAGACCAAGAAGCACGAGAAGGAGCUCUAUCCCAUGGUCAACUGGAAGUACGACCUCUUCCUCUACAUCAUCGGCAACCUCGUUGACACCUUCUUCCGCGAGGUCGUCCCCCGCGGCUCCUGGCGCGUGCCCCAGUCCGGCCCCGUCCUCUUCGUCGCCGCCCCCCACGCCAACCAAUUCGUCGACGCCCUCCUGCUCCAGCGUGUCCUGCGCCAGGAGGCCAACCGCCGCGUUUCUCUCCUUAUCGCCCAAAAGUCCGUUCAUGGCUUCAUCGGCUGGGGCUCGCGCCAGGUCGGCGCCGUCCCCGUCGGUCGCGCCCAGGACGCCGCCAAGCCCGCCACCGGCCGCAUCUACCUUCCCGACCCCAUCAACGACCCGACUCUUGUCCGCGGCGUCGGCACUAAGUUUGGCCAGGGCGAGGGUGAGGUCCAGGGCAUGCUCUUCCUGCCCUCGGGCAAGAAGACCACGGGCGCCAACGUCGACAUUGCUCAGAUCCUGAGCCCUGAGGAGGUCCGCAUCAAGCGCCCCUUCAAGGGCAAGCUGGCCAUGGAGCAGCUGACGGGGCGCGACGACGUCGACGAGGACGGCAACUUUACCGACAAGAGCCGCAAGGGCUGCGCCGACGGCUUCGAGGGCACAAAGUUCAAGCUGGCCCCGCACACGGACCAGACAAAGGUCUACGAGGCCGUCUUUGCGCGCCUCCGCAGCGGCGGCUGCGUGGGCAUCUUCCCCGAGGGCGGCAGCCACGAUCGCACCGAGCUACUGCCCCUCAAGGCCGGCGUCGCCAUCAUGGCCCUCGGCACCCUCGCCGAGUCCCCCGACUGCGGCCUCAAGAUUGUGCCCGUCGGCAUGAACUACUUCCACGCGCACAAGUUCCGCUCGCGCGCCGUGAUUGAGUUUGGCACCCCUGUCGAGAUCCCCAAGUACGUCGUCGACCAGUACCGCAACAACAGCCGCCGCGAGGCCAUUGGCCAGGUCCUCGACACCGUCUACCAGGCCCUCAACUCGGUCACCGUCUCGGCGCCCGACUACGACACGCUCAUGAUGAUCCAGGCCGCGCGCCGUCUCUACAACCCGACGGGCAAGAAGCUGCCGCUGCCCGUCGUCAUCGAGAUGAACAGGCGCCUCUGCAAGGGCUACGAGAAGUACAAGGACGACCCCCGCAUCGCCAAGCUCUCCAAGGACGUCAAGACCUACAACCAGCAGCUGCGCUACCUCAACCUCAAGGACCACCAGGUCCAGUACGCCCGCAUGUCCAUUUUCAAGGUCAUCUUCCUCACCGUCUACCGCUCCAUCAAGCUGCUCCUCCUCUUCCUCGCCACCGUCCCCGGCCUGACGCUCUUCGCGCCCGUCUUCAUCGCCACCAAGAUCAUCAGCCGCCAAAAGGCCAAGACCGCCCUGGCCGGCUCCACCGUCAAGAUCCAGGGGCGCGAUGUCAUGGCCACGUGGAAGAUCCUCGUCGCCCUCGGCUUCGCGCCCACGCUCUACCACUUCUACUCCACCCUCAUCGUCGCCAAGGUCUGGCACGACCGCCUCUGGGGCCACGUCCCGGGCUGGGUGCCCCUCUGGCUCGUCUACUGCCUCGUCUGGCCCGCCAUGGUCGGCAUCACCUUUGCCGCCCUGCGCUUCGGCGAGGUCGGCAUGGACAUUUUCAAGUCGCUGCGGCCCCUCCUCCUCUGUCUCUCGCCCAUGUCCGGCUACAACAUUCACCGCCUACGGAAUCGCCGCGCCGAGCUGAGCUCCGAGGUCACGGAGCUCAUCAACACCCUCGGCCCGGAGAUGUUCCCCGACUUUGACAAGACGCGUCUCGUCCCCGGACCCCUCAAGGUGGAGGAAGGCGGCGCGCCGGCCAGCAGCAGCAGCAGCGGUCACCGCCGGCAGGACAGCGACCAGUCCAGCCAGGGCGGCUUCGAGGUCGAGACGCCUCCCGCGCUGUCCCGACGCGCCACCACACAGUCCAGCCGCCAACUGCCCCGGCACGACUCGUUCAGCAACAUUGGCCACGUGGGCAUCUUCUCCACGCGGCCGCCGUCGCGGUCCCGCAGCCGCUCGCGCUCCAGCAGCAGCGGGGGCGGCUUUGGCUCGAGUGGCUUCCCCAUUACGGGUUUUACGAGCCUGGAUUCUAAAGAGGGCUUUGACGAGGCGAGUCGCAAGAUUCGCGCGGCCAUGAAGGAUAGGCGGCGGCGGUCUGACAAGGUUCACAAGAUGGAGACGGGGCCUGAGGAUGAUGAUGAGGGUGGGGACAGUGAGGAGGAGGGCUACGAUGAGGCGCGCAAGAAGAAUAUGUAA